AUGAAGACCUUGCUCCUCCUUGUCUUCCUGGGCACUGCUGUUGCUCUUCCCAUUGACGACGAUGAUGACAAGAUCAUUGGAGGCUACACCUGUCCGAAGAACUCCCUCCCCUACCAGGUGUCACUGAACACAGGCUCCCACAAAUGUGGGGGCUCCCUUAUCACUGACCAGUGGGUGUUGUCUGCGGCUCACUGCUAUAAGCGUAAUGUGAGAAUCCAGGUGCGUCUGGGAGAACAUGACAUUGACGUUGUUGAAGGUGAUGAACAAUUCAUUGAUGUGCAGAAGAUCGUUGUCCACCCAAAUUACACACCCGAGGAUACCACUGUUAAUGGGGUAGCCCAGUUCAAGUAUAAUAAUGACAUCAUGCUACUUAAACUGAAGAAACCCGCCAGCCUCAACUCCCAAGUGUCCAUGGUUUCUCUUCCCAAAUCCUGUCCAACUGCAGGAACUCAGUGCCUCGUGUCUGGCUGGGGCAACACGGUGAUCAUUGGCAGUAAGUACCCUUCCCUUCUCCAGUGCCUGAGUGCUCCUGUCCUGUCUGAUGCUGCGUGUCACAAUUCCUACCCAGGCCGCAUCUCGAACAACAUGUUUUGCCUAGGCUUCCUGGAGGGCGGAAAGGACUCUUGCCAGGGUGACUCUGGUGGACCUGUGGUCUGUAAUGGAGAGCUCCAGGGUGUGGUCUCCUGGGGCACUGGCUGUGCUUGGAAAGGGAAGCCUGGGGUCUACACCAAGGUGUGCAACUACCUGAGCUGGAUUCAGGAAACCAUCGCUGCCAACUGA
Messenger RNA from Octodon degus (degu), 780 nucleotides. Its product is annotated as cationic trypsin-3-like. The record is from RefSeq and is a predicted model, not a curated record. Gene Ontology annotation, molecular function: serine-type endopeptidase activity. Gene Ontology annotation, biological process: proteolysis. The transcript has 5 exons. The coding region runs from base 1 to 780 and encodes 259 amino acids. Lineage: Eukaryota; Metazoa; Chordata; Mammalia; Rodentia; Octodontidae.